ACGCUAAAAUACAUUGAUAACAACUAGAAACGCGUAGUUACUGUGAAUGAUGUUAGAAAGAACCCACAAGGAUUAUGACUUACAUCCGACAUGUUAUCCAUACUCGUCACACAAAUGGGUUGAUGAACUCAUUACUGCUUCUACAGAGUUAGCGAAAAAACUCAAAAAGAAAAACAAAGAAGAGAGGUUGCCAUGUUUGAAUUUAGGAGCAACCGGCGAUAAGCAAGAUAAAAAGAGGUGCUCAAAAAUUUCAACAUGGAACACGGAGAACCGCUUUCGCUUCAAAGUUUUAGACAUGUCGCAACGGCCUAUUGAAAGACCGCCAUUUAUAGUUACAACUCUGGAUUCUAGGAAACACAAUCCUCAAUCUAAACAGAUAUUUCAUAUACACAGAAUAAACGCUAAGCCCGUUUGCAAGGUGCAUACCUGGGUAGAAGAUAAAAUGGAUGUAAAUGAAGAUGGCAUAAAAACCACUUACAAAUCGUCUUACAAGCUAAAACCCCCGUCCGCGGACAGACAACCUCCGAUAAAGUCAAAAGACAAAGAAACAAUGGCGCAUGGCAUUGUUCCGUUUGAUCAACCUGCUGAUUCUUGCAAUGUUAGAGAGGAGAUGUUACUCCCUAUCUGCGAAACUACCAACAUUCCAUCUGCACCCCAUCCACACAAAUACCUGCUAAGAAAGAAGAAAACACAACCUUGCUUCGAUGAGGCCGGGGUGUUCUAUGACCCAGAAGAUGGCCAUUCUCUCCCUGAAUUUCCAUAUAAAGAAAUGAGGCUCCAUAGAGAGUCUACAAUGCCGGACAAAGUGUGUAUUUCCAGUUUACAAGGAAUGGAAUUCUCCAGAAAAAGAUACAUUCCGCCUCCGUGUGGAUCAUUCUCAGUUGCAUAUUUUGAUAAUAGACCAGCCUCUAGUAAAGGAAGCGGAUUCAAUGACAAAUACAUUCCAUUUCUGCGUGUUAAAACAAUCAUUUAGAUAUUUAGACAAUGGUUUAAUGAAAUGGUAUAACACGACUCACCGGGUGAGAGUGUUGAUUUGUAAAACAUUGAUAGCAUACUACAGCUUUUGAUGAGGUAGUCUAUGUUGGUUUUUAAACUAGCAAAACUUUCACUGUAAUGAACUACCGCAAUGUAAAUGUAUAUUGUUAGUCGGUGAUACCGAUGGUUUUGUUUUCCACAAUUUUGUUCACUAUCGUCUUGGUUAGAAAAUGGUUGCAUAUUAAAUAUUAAAUAUUAA
Messenger RNA from Saccostrea cuccullata (small rock oyster), 1234 nucleotides. RefSeq lists its product as uncharacterized. The record is from RefSeq and is a predicted model, not a curated record. Lineage: Eukaryota; Metazoa; Mollusca; Bivalvia; Ostreida; Ostreidae. The coding region runs from base 47 to 973 and encodes 308 amino acids. The transcript has 8 exons.